This is a messenger RNA of Drosophila bipectinata, 576 nucleotides long. RefSeq names its product Odorant-binding protein 99c (gene Obp99c). Gene Ontology annotation, biological process: sensory perception of smell. Gene Ontology annotation, molecular function: odorant binding. The record is from RefSeq and is a predicted model, not a curated record. NCBI's taxonomy places the organism in Eukaryota, Metazoa, Arthropoda, Insecta, Diptera, Drosophilidae.
CCUCCACUUCAGUUUAAUAUUACAACUGAGUCGAGAUCGUGCAUCUAUAAAUUACAGUCGCUAUGCUAAAGUUUCUGAUCGUGGUUCUGGCCUUGUGCAGUGUGGCCUUUGCCGAGUGGCAGCCCAAGACUGGCGAUGAAAUCAAGAAAAUCCGCGUAGAGUGCCUGAAGGAGAGUCCCCUGAGCAACGACCAGGUGGCCCAAUUGAAGCAGCUGGUCUUCCCCGAUGAGCCGGAGGUGCGCAAGUACUUGGAGUGCACGGCCACCAAGCUGGAGAUAUUCUGCACUGUCGAGGGCUACCACGCCGACCGCCUGGCCAAGCAGUUCAAAAUGGAUCUGACCGAGGAGGAGGCCCUGAAGAUCGCCCAGGGCUGUGUCGACUCCAACCCCCAGCAGAGCCCCUCGGAUGUGUGGGCUUUCCGUGGACAUCAGUGCAUGAUGGCCAGCAAGAUCGGUGACAAGGUGCGGGCCUUUGUUCGGUCCAAGCAGGAGGCCAAGGCUUAAGGUUAAGAGUUCUUUGUUGACGUAAAAUAAAAAUAUUUUCGCGAUCAUUUGUGCGGGAAUGCAACCAUUCGAA